AUGUCCAAGGUUUACUUCGACGUUUCCUCCAGCAAAGGCCCCCUCGGCCGAAUUGAGUUCCUGCUAUACGACCAAGAUGUCCCAAAGACAGCUGAGAAUUUCCGCGCCCUUGCCACUGGUGAGAAGGGAUAUGGCUACGCUGGGUCUACUUUCCACCGUGUCAUCCCUGACUUCAUGCUCCAGGGUGGAGACUUCACCAAUCACAACGGCACUGGUGGAAAGUCCAUCUACGGAGAGAAGUUCCCCGAUGAGAACUUCAAGUUCAAGCACACCAAGCCUGGUCUGCUUUCCAUGGCCAACGCUGGUCCCAACACUAACGGAUCCCAAUUCUUCGUCACCACUGUGAAGACAUCUUGGCUCGAUGGAAAACACGUCGUAUUUGGAGAGGUUGCCAAUGAGGAGAGUCUGGCUGUCGUCAAAAAGAUUGAGGCUCUUGGUACCGAUAGUGGAGCUCCCAAGGCCAAAAUCACCAUUGACAAGUCUGGACAGCUUUAG
Molecule: messenger RNA, 495 nt
Organism: Penicillium verhagenii
Lineage: Eukaryota; Fungi; Ascomycota; Eurotiomycetes; Eurotiales; Aspergillaceae
Product: peptidylprolyl isomerase
Exons: 4
Coding region: 1-495 (164 amino acids)
Biological process (GO): protein peptidyl-prolyl isomerization; protein folding
Molecular function (GO): peptidyl-prolyl cis-trans isomerase activity
Source: RefSeq, a predicted model, not a curated record